Messenger RNA from Xyrichtys novacula (pearly razorfish), 44163 nucleotides. The record is from the annotation of a GenBank genome assembly. Lineage: Eukaryota; Metazoa; Chordata; Actinopteri; Labriformes; Labridae.
CACACAGAACAAAAGUGGAAUAUUUUUGUCCUGCUGAUUUGAUGAAGAGGAGGGUAAGUAGAAGAGGGUGUAAAGAUUUCAGGACCUGAGGUAAGUGUUUAAGGAAUUAAUCUUUGGGGGAGGUUUCAUGGCCUAAAAAAGAGGUGUGAGGUUCAUUCAUUACAGCUUAUGUGAGAUUUUUCUGCAGGCUUGUUGUAAGUUCGUACGUUGCACCUUUUACAAAUGCUCUGCAAGAACCUGACAGUGCUGCAAACUUAUACUUUGAAUAGGUUGUUUUGCAAGGUAUCUGUUCGCAUUUGUAAAGACUGAUGAGGCAAAAUGCAACUAUUUUAUCUGCAGGUUUACGUCGCUUGUGAUAUUAGAUCAGAUAAAAAAUGUUUAUUGGCUCCUGAGGUGCAAAAGUACAUUCAGUUUUGUGCAACUGGAUGCAACAUUAAAAUAAAGACAGCAACCUUUAAAGCACUCAAGUAUGGAUAAAAUAUUAGAAAAAAAUAUAUAAUAUAUUAUAUAUAUAUAAUAUAUAUAAGUUCUGUAAACAUGGACGACAAACAAGUGGAGAAAAAAGUGGGAAAAAAAAACAAAAUACAACUAGGGCCCCGUUGGGGCACUGGCGGGCCCGAGCCGUGUCGCGCCCCCCCCCCCAACGCGCUGCCUCCCCGUCCCAUUCGCGUCCUCUGGCCAUCGCCCUCUCUGGUAACGCCCAUCACUACAAAGACCCUUUUCCUUCAUCGGCGUUUGCUGUUCUUCCUGCCAGUGCGUGUUGCUUUCACUUACACUUGCCACAGCCAGCCUCGUGAGUGCCUAGCCUAUUGGAUAUCACUGUCACCUACACAGGACAGUCAUUACCUUUCUAUUAAUACUUUGUUUUUUAAUUUCACAUUAAUUUCCAUAUUGUAUAAACGACUGGAAAAAACUUGAGCCCCUGCCCCUGUAUAAUCAUGUACACGUCCCUGUUCUAGCUCCAAGGUGAAUCUUCACUGCUCAUGUUCUCCUCAGAAGCAGUCACCUCACUCCCCUCAGGUUACUGUACACAUGCACCAACUGCCUGCUUCAGGUUUGGAUGGAGCUUCAUGGUUGUCUUUUGGAGAAAUGAGCAGUCAAGUUGUGUUUGAAAUUUGAUUUUUUUUCAGGGGCAAAAGGAAGCCUCUGCAUUCUUGUCAAAUAUGUAAAUAGCAUGUUUUUGCAGGUGCUAAAAACCAGACUCUGAGUGUGCGUGUGUGUGUGUGUCUGUGUGUGUGUGUGUGUGUGUGUGUGUGUGUGUGCGUUCAAGUCACAUGACAUAUUUAACCGGAUGUAGCUGCAAGACGGUGUGUGUGUGCGUGUGUGUGUGUGUCUGUGUGUGUGUGUGUGUGUGUGUGUGUGUGUGUGCGUUCAAGUCACAUGACAUAUUUAACCGGAUGUAGCUGCAAGACGGAGCCUCGUUGACUCUCCGUUUCAACUUAUCUCAAAAGUGAGGACCUCAACCUAUAUACCAGUUUUUAAAUUGUGUUGAUAGGCCAAAUAAAACCAGAGUUAUGAUAAAUUAUGUCCGCGAUACUUGUUUUCUGCUUAUUUUGAUCACGUUCGGCGCUCGAUCGCGCUGUAUGAGACAGGAAAACAUAGCAUGCAGACAUUAGCGACAGGUCUUACAGGCGGAAAAGGCUUGCCAAAGGAAAAGAAAAAAACACACCACAACAUCUCUCCUAUUGGUGGAAAACUUCACCACAACAACCAAUCCAAAAUUAUAUGGUGACUGAUUGACAAGGGGCGGGCGCUUACGUUCUUCCUGCAAUAUGAGAAGGGAGGGAGGGACUCUCAGCAGGGAUGCAGUCUGGGACACGUAGUUGCAAACCUAGCGACUUUGUUGUUAGAUUCAAUGACUUUUCAGACCCCCUAACGACUUUUUUUUUAGAAAGAAAGUGACUUUUAUCGACUUCUGGAGUUUAGAGACUCUGACAUGAAGCAGGCUUUCCUUACUGAGGAGUUAGCAACGCUGCUAAGGGUGCAGAGCCACACAUGCGCUCCGAGCUCUGCAUGGGAGACUGAAGCUGACAGAGCUGCAGCAGUUAGCAGGUUUCACCCUCAGAGACCACCAGGGGUUCAUGUUGAGGCAUUUUCAGUUUUUUUUUUUUUUUUUUUGCCACAGACACUGUCAGCACAAUCUGCAGUUACACUAACAAAAAUGCUGCAAAAAACAAAGAAUUAUGGAAAAAUUACACAUGGACUAACAUAGAGGAGGAUCUACACAAGUUUUUUACAUCAUGUUUUACAUCAUGCAUCAUUUACAUCAUGUUUUUUUGUAGUGGCAUAAAUAAAAAGUGACAUUUGUGAGACUAUACAGUGUUUUGUAAAUAAUUUUACAAAGAACGCCUGGGCCAUUGCCUGCAUUUUGAUGUCAAUAGAGGUAAAUUACUAUGUUCUUUGUUAAAAAUUUGCAUAUGUUUUGAAGUUUACAAUUUUUAUUUGAAGUUUAAGUUUUAAAAACAGUUCAUCACACAUAUUUGUGGUUUUCACAGUAAAAACGUUACUUUUUUCCACUCGGAUUUUAUGUUUUGUGUGUGAAUUUGGGUCCAAUGUGUAAAUAUAGUAUGUCAAAAUGAUAAAAUAACUGUAAAUUGACACAGGUGAGGUUGUGCUGAAAAAAAUGAUACCAGGCAAGGCAAGGUAAAAAUUUUGUAAGAGGAAAUAUAAAGGUAAAAUCUAAAGUAGUCAAAAACGGCCAAUAGUGACUCACAGACUCCACAGACAAGUCCCUUUGGCGCCACUCAGUGGGCAAAACUACUUUGUCUACUGUAAUGUAUAUUUGGGUCAUCUUUGGCGCCCCCUAAAACGUAAACCGUGGGGUGCAGCGUCAUGAUUUUUACAACUUUGAAUGGCCAUGGAGUGUAGAUUGGCCUGAGCAAAUUUGGUGUCAGUGGGACGAAAGCCUUAGGAGGAGUUAGCGAAAUUCCAAUGUGUGCGAAUCGGCAAAAAAUGCAAAAUAGCCCUUUUACCGUACAUUAUACAGAUACGCGCUCUUUGACUUUUUCGUAGAUCUAAUUGAGAUACACAUGAUUGUCAAUUUUUGUGUCAUUUUGCCAAAGCGUACAGGCGUGACAGUCAACAAUGUGUAUUUUCACCUUAGGGGACAAGAAAAAAUGGACUUUUUCUCCUGCCAUGGGGGGCGCUCUUUUAGGGAGUAAAAAUUCCUUCACAAAUGUGUUGAUGGCUGGACAUUGCAUCAUCCUAGAAAACUUGGAGGCCAGUGAGGACAAAAAUAAAAAGUUAUAAGACUUUUAAAAAUGUGGAUUUUUGGGUUAUCUUUGGCGCCCCCUAGAACGUAAACCGUGGGAUGCAGCGUCAUGAUUUGAAUAACUUUUAAUGGCCAUGGGGUGUAAUUUGGCCUGAGCAAAUGUGGUGCCGGUGGAACGAAAGCCUUCGGAGGAGUUAGCGAAAUUCCAAUGUGUGCGAAUCGGCAAAAAAUGCGGAAUAACCCUUUAACCGUACAUUAGACAGAUACGCGCGCAUUGACUUUUUUGUAGAUCUUAUUGAGAUACAUGUGUGUGUCAAUUUUUGUGUCAUUUUGACAAAGCGUACAGGCGUGACACUCAACAAUGUGUAUUUUCACCUUAGGGGACAAGAAAAAAUGGACUUUUUUCUCCUGCCAUGGGGGGCGCUCUUUUGGGGAGUAAAAAUUCCUUCACAAAUGUGUUGAUGGCUGGACAUUGCAUCAUCCUAGAAAACUUGGAGGCCAGUGAGGGCAAAAAUAAAAAGUUAUAAGACUUUUAAAAAUGUGGAUUUUAGGGUUAUCUUUGGCGCCCCCUAGAACCUAAACCGUGGGGUGCAGCGUCAUGAUUUGAAUAACUUUUAAUGGCCAUGGGGUGUAGAUUGGCCUGAGCAAAUGUGGUGCCGGUGGAACGAAAGCCUUCGGAGGAGUUAGCGAAAUUCCAAUGUGUGCGGAUCGGCAAAAAAUGCAAAAUAACCCUUUAACCGUACAUUUGACAGAUACGCCCGCACUGACUUUUUUGUAGAUCUUAUUGAGAUACAUGUGUGUGUCAAUUUUUGUGUCAUUUUGACAAAGCGUACAGGCGUGACAGUCAAUAGUGUGAAUUUUCACCUUAGGGGGCGCUAUGGAGCCAUUUUGCAUUUUCUUGUUUGGGCGACUUCGGAAUAUCAAAUUUUUCACCAGGCCCGGUCGUCCUGCCAAAUUUCCUGAGUUUUCGCCAGUGGGAAGUGGGCCAUUUUCCAGUUCAAAGGGGAGGAAAAAGAAAAAAGAAACAAAGAAAAACCACUUGGGGAAUAAUAGGGCUCUCGCAGCUGCUUAGCAGCUACGCUCGGGCCCUAAAAAUGUGGUGCGUCACUGUGAAGACAAUCAUUUGCCUCUUUAUGGAACAAUUAGGCUGUUGGUAUUUGGAAAAAGACGACUCAGGGUUUUCAUGCCUAUUUCUCUGAACAUGUUUGAUUUGAUUUUUGUUCAGCUGAUGAGAGCCUGAGUCAUGAAGGGGAAAUUCAGCAAGGAUUAAUACCCUGCAAUAGAGUUUUUGGGUUUAAAGAGUGUAACACACAGGGCAGUUGAUUUAUAUAACCACUAACAGGCUACAGAAGGGUGUCCGAGAAAUUUGAGGAACAUUUGGCAGAAGGAUCUAGGACGAGGAAUGGCUCGAAGAACUACCACACUUUCGGAAAUACAUAAAUGAUUUUUUUUCUUUUUCACCUUCACAGAAUGAGUUUGUUACCAGAUAGUCUGAGCUGGAAAUGUCAGACAGAAACAGGAACAACUUUAUACACAAUUUUGGUGUGCAGACUAGUUUACUAAAUUGGAGAAAAGGUGUGAUGUCUAUUCUGGUUUGGUUUUGCAUUUUCUCUGUUUGAUUCCAGUUUUAUUUCUUGACUGUCUCCAGAUUGUAGCGCCUCCUGUUAUAUCUUACUCCUUGUAUGUUAUUUCUCAUUCUACCUCCAUCCCUUGUAUAUUGUGCUCAUGUUAGAAUACCCUCAUUUGUUUCACCUGUGUCUCCUGUUCACACCUGCUGGUCGUUGUUGUGAGUAUAUUCAGUUUCUCUAAUUUCUCCCUCUGGCUCAGUCGAGGCUGAACUAAUGGGUUUUCAAAUUAACAGAGCACAUGUACAAAGUGCAAAUGAACACUGCCAGGGAAGACACAGGAGAAGAUGUGACAAAGAGACCCAGAAGAGACCAAGCCAAGGAACUAAACACCCGAUAAAAGAAAACAAAAGAAAAUAUAAAACACAGAAAUACAGAAGGAGGGGAGAAGAUUGAGCCACGUGAACUGUCUUCCCUUUUUAAAACCAUAUUCGAUUUACUGCUGAUUUGGUGACUGGCUAAAGGUUGUCCGAGGUGGUGGACUAAUGAGAUCGCCUGUUGUUAAUCCCAUAUCUUAUCAGCUGACACACACUUUUUAUACUCUUCAUUAUGUCUAUAUUUGAUUAGAUGAAAACACAAUGUACUGAAUAUCUGUCAUUAUGAUAAAUAGCACAGAGGUUAAUGAACACCGACAUCAGAGAUUAUUAUACCAAACAGAUGGAAAGUUGAAUUGAAAUGUACUGUUCAGUCUCUACAUAGAAAUCCAGUUUUAAAAAGUUAAAAUAUGACUUUGAAGCUCCUGUGAGGAACCUUUGAUUUGUGUGGAUUUUGGUGCCCCCUGUGGACAAAUAUGACCUCUGUUGCUCCCUUUAUGAAACCUAUCCUUCUGCAGUGGUUUCAAGCAUCAAUAAUGACCAAAUAGUAACAGCUUUAAUACAAAUGACCUUAAUGUUAUUUAUGGAUGUAUAAAGGCAUUAAAUUAAGUUUUGCAAACUCCUCAGGGGAACUUUAAAGUUACAUAAACCAUUGUUCCAUAUUCACUCUCAACAGUCUGAGCAGCAUAUGCAGCGUGCAAGGAUUAAAGCUUGUUAUAUGUUGGUUUAGUUUGGCAAGUUUCUCACCAAGCUGCUAAAACUUUGAGACUGAAGAUAGAUGAAAUAAAGUUUUAAUGAUCCUUGACUACAUAUGUAGCACAACAGGGGAUAUAAAAUAGCAAAAAGCAAUUGAAAAAAUGAAAUUUAGGGCAGUCUGACACUUUAAUAAUCACAACAUGAAGCCUACCCAUAAUCCUACUCAGAAUGCAUUAUGUAUGAGAAUAAUCAAUAUUAUGAUAAUCUCACAAAUGAUACAGCCAAAUGGCUCCACAAUCUAGGUUAUUUCUGUAUUAGUCAAUAAAUGCGUGUAUGUCUUAUGCUCUGAGUUACAUAUGACACAGAACUUUUUAAAAUUAGAUAACUUCAUGAAAUGAUUAACUUAUCCAGAAAAGUAUGUGAAACUAUUUUUAUUCACUCAGUUAAUAUUUUCCUAAUUAGAUCAAAAAGGUUACCUAAUACCUGGUUUCUCUUUAACCCUACUUUGUCAAACAAACAUGGUCAUGUCAGGCUCUUAACAACUAAAAGGACAAAAUAUUAAACUUGAGGUGUCAAAAAAGUCAUAAAAAUGACUAUUUUAACUUGUAUUUAAGCUCAGAGGGGUAUGGUUUUGCAGGAACCCUGAGUGUUGAUUUUGGCUCCCCCUUAAAUCUUCAAAGGGGUAGUAUCAUACUUUCCACAUUUACAACAAAAAACAGAAAAGCUCAGUUUUGGUUUCACUGACAGACCACAAUAGAGGAGGCGAUGUCAAAACAACAAGCUCUGUCCUUGGCAGGCUUCCAGAAAGCCUCCUUAAAGGUGGCCAAUCAGGAGAAAGUAGGCUUGUGGAGGGGGCGGGGCUUAAAGAGACUGUAUCUAGAACAAAUUAUUUCAGACAGAAGCUAAAAUAAUUAUAUUUCACUGUUUUUUUCAAGUGCUUAAGCACGACUUUGAAUAGAGGGCUUGGUUUUUUAAAACACUAAACACAAUUAGCAGAACACCUCAGAUCCUUUGCAAAAUGAAACAUUCUUGUAAAAACUCUACUUUAUAAAAAUAUUUUGUUACCAGAUGAAAACACACAUUUUGUAUGACUUAAUUGUAUUUGAACCAGUUACACAUUGCUGUGCUUAAUUUAAAACACUUUGAGCAAUUCUACUUCUCAGUGAUUUGAGAAAUGUAAGUGAAGUACACAGAGAAAGUCCAAAUAUACAAUACAGAAAAUUCACCAAAUGCAUAACAAGACCAAUGCUGCAGAAUGAUGAACAUAUAAUUUAUUUCUCUAUAUAUACCUAAAUCAGUCAAAUGUUCAACAAAAGAUGUCCAUGCUACAACAGUAGUGUGCAUAACACUAAAAAAGACAAGAUUACACACACAAACAAAAAAUAAAAAAAUAUGGGGGGAAAAAACUGACAAAAAAGAAAAGAAAAUCCAGCAGGGGAAAUUUUGGGGAUUAUUUCUUUGCCAAGCUGGAUCAAGCCAGAGAAUUUCAACGACAUCACAUGUGUUAUCUUCAUUAGCAAGACAAGGAGGGAAGAACAGCUGUGCAUGUCCAAUUCAUCUUUGAAUAGCUAUAGCGUCAAUUUGGUCACAGGCCUCCUCCAUGGCCUGGAUUAGGGGCACCUGCCUUUUUGUAGUGCUUGAACCUGAUGGUGUGUCUACAAUUAAGCAAUCAUGUAUUGGUGCUGUGUUGUGUUUAAUCAAUUGACUAAUGAGUGUGGUCAUUUGAAAGUCAGUGCUUUGGAAUUUGCAAGGAAGUGACAUCAUGGUAUGCAUCUGUAUCUAAUGUAUACAAGCGUGUUUAGUGUUUUGUAAUUCACUGUGUGCAGUGGUUUGCAAAAAGUGUGAAGCUGACAUUGUGCUUAUGGUUGUGCUAAACCGGGCCCCCGUUUGCUCCUUGAGUGUAAGAUUUUAAUAAUUGUGUUAGACUUUUGAUUUUAGUGUUUAUGCAGUCCAAAAAACUGUAAUUCACCAGGGUGAGAAAAAUUAGGCUUUUUUAUGUAAAGCUAUUGAGAGGGAUCAGAAAUACCCCCUCUUUAAAUUUGUUCUGUUCCUUAGGACUUCUGAAUCUGUUCAAGUCAUGACCCCAGUGGUGAUACUUAGAUGCUAAAACCAUGAUUUAACUCACUAUCAGUCUGAAACAGCACUACAACAAAGAAAGUAUAUGGUGCAGGUGAUUACAUAUUUAGAAAAUAACCAAAAUUAGGUUAUCUCAUCAUUAAUUUGUCAUGUUUUUCCCUUCACAACCAGCCAGUGACCCUCAGAAAUAAAUCGUCUUACAACCAGAAUCGCUGCUGUACACGUAAAUUCUGAAGAGUACCUGGCAUUAAAACAUCCUCAUUGAAAUUGUCAGUCGUAUCCUUGACAGUCUAGUUUGCUCUUGUAGGCCAUAAUCAGGCUUCACUGUUAAUUUGAAUCUGCUCUACAACCUGUCAAACAUUCCUCACAGGCGCUUCAACAAUAAAUUAAUCAACUCCCCAGGUGCUCUCUGUGUUAAACUUGGUGUCUCCCUGCAUUACUGUGCAAUAUAAUAAGCUCAAAAACUCCCCUUUCAGCAACACAGACACGACCUCUCACAACAAACUCUCACGGUGCUGACAGAUAAUGCAGCCAUGUCAGCACAUCAGAAGCUGCUCUGUAAGCAGGAUCUAAUUUUGGCUCAUUAGCUCAGGCACUCUGAUUGAGCUCUGAAAGGCCAGGUCAGGUUUCAGCGACGUGAUGAAUUUUCUAUGAACGUUCAAUUAGGUCAGAGUCCAAGAAAUGUCAACCUUUUUCUGCGUUUGGGCCUUCUUAGGUUGCUCAAAUAGAAUUCCAAAAAGCAGAGGUGGGGUUGGGAAAAUGUCUUGAGCAGAAGUUUAUUUUAAACAAAAAUUAAGCAGGCAGUGAAGGCAGGGAUCCGGCUGGUUGGAGCAAACAUACUUCCAAGCUGCAGCAGUAUCUGCAAACCCGAGAUCCUGGGAAGAGAAGAAACACAAAUGAGCCAAAAGAAUUUACAAGGUUCAAAAAUUUCUCACAAACACUAGCUCUACCAUACAAGAUGGAAUUACCUUUAAAUGCAGCUUGAUUGACAGAGUGACCCCAGGUGUGCCUAAUCAGCUGCUGCAGCAGAGUCAGCGGCAGUUUUCGUAUUGGCCUACUGCAUACUUCUGCUGAGUACUGUGUUCAAUAGUAGUAUGCAGUAUGACUGCAAGUCCGCCAUUAUUAUGUAGUAUGCUUGGCCUGGUUUAGCUGGAUUCCGGUGUGAAAAAUUACAUCAUACCCUGGUAAACUGCAACACUACAGUGUUAUCAUUCAUUUACUCACUGAAAACCCUCUGAUAUGUGUUUUAAUUUGAUUUUUUUCAGGAUUUUUAGCCCAAUACCAGCCAUCAAAACGUGUUCUGUAUAUGCAAUGACAGAACAAUUACUCGAUCUGGCGGCAGUUGAUUCCAUCACGGCACUGUAAAUACAGCAAAGUUAUGUCAGUUACGUUGUCCUUGUUUCCUGUUUAAAUGAAAGAAGUUGCAAUCCUCGCUAAUCGUGUUAUCUGAUGGCGUCUGCGUGGUGUGGUCUUAUUUCCCUUUGUUCCGAUAGUUUGACCACUACAGUGAAAAUCCUCUAACGCAAACUCCUGUCUCCUGUCAAUUUAUUUCAAACACCAUCUUGGCUGCUGAUUGAGUAAGACUGAUUUAACAUUUACUCACCUUUCUGCAUUAAAGCUUUAGACCCCCUCCAAUGCCAGAUGUCUGUCUAGCUGUGUGAUGUAAACGCCGCUGAUGCCAUGCGCUGUGUGUGGUUAACAUCGCGCAUACCAUGCAGUAUAAAGGAUGAGGAGAAGCAGGAAAAUUUGAGGCGAUGGAAAUAGAGGAUAAAAACUGCACAGUAUGAUAACAAAACAUGGCAUUCUUGUCAGUGGUUUUCACACAUAAUGCUGAAAGAAGGAGGAGAAGACAGGCUGUCCUCUUAGAAAAUGAAUACAGUGAUAGUACCCCACUUAUAAGAUGUUUCAAGGGUUAGCUGGGGUUUAAGUUGGGAAGCAAAAGUAAGCUUAUGAUCAAGUAUACAGAUAUUUACUUUCAGUAAAUCAAAUAAACAACACUCUGUGACAAAUAUGUUUAAUAAGUUUAUUUCAUAACUAACUUGAUCUUUGUACAAAAAACACACAACAUACAAAAAAUCAUGGCUGUAGAAAGGACAUGGAGGUGUGAAUUUGAAUCUGUACUGAAAGGCCAGUACCACCUCAUAUCAGGUGGUGUCAGAAGCUUCUGAUGUUCCCAUUACCACCAUUCACAAUGUGGUACAUCAGACAGCUGGCUUACUAGUUGUGUAGUUGUUUUUAGCUUAGCAGGUAAAGUACAGUGACAGGACACACUUAACAGCACGUUUUUGGCAGUUACAAGCCGUAGUGGCAAGACAACAACAGUGACCUCACUACAACACAUUUUGCAAUAAUACAAGGUAAAAAGGUAAAGAUAAUAGGUUACAGCACUUAUAUUUGUAAUCCUCUGCGGCUCGGGUGAAAGUUUCGCCACUCUCCGCCAUUCCACCAUCUGUCCAGGCACUUUGCAUUGUGGGUAACAGUAGGCGAAGUAGACUGGUCCGAUGCAUACUGUGAAAUUUUCCCGAAUUGGUACGUCAUCUGGGUAUUUUUGGCAUACUGCAUUUCUUCACCGACUACAUACUGCAUACUAAAUUUUGGGCAAAUCAGUACGCCCUGCUAGGAUCGUUGGCAAAUUGGAAAAUGGCUAGCCUCUCCCUGCCUCACACAAAAGCUGCAGACAAGAAAAACAGAGGUGGGGGGGGUGGGGGUGGGCUAACAAUACAACACUGAAUCAUCACUCCUUUUGCAGAAUAAUUGGUGUGAAUUCACAUUAUUUUACUUGAGGAUCAAAGUCUCUCUUUCUUACCUAACGCUUGCAUUAAGGACAGUUCACUUCAGCCUGAAAACCAUAUUCAGUAUAUGCAUUAAGAGCCCUGUUGUGCAGCAGGCAGAGCUUGAAUUACAAACAAAAGUAAUAUAGCGACUCUCCAUCCUCUUUCAGACACUCUUCUCUGUUUUUAUCUUCUUUUCGUCCCUUCACUAGUGAAUAUUAGGAUAUGAAAGAGAGUAGAAAGUUUGCAUAAUCCCGCUAAUGUGCUCUCAAUACCCAUCGAGCUCUAUAGUUACAGUGUUGAUAUCAGCACUGUUACUUCCCGGAUCUAACGUAAACAAAACCUGCUCAAAGUAGUGGUGCUUUGUCAGGCUAACUCAUUGAAUCCUUAAAUGAGUUUUGUUUGCAAUUUCAUACAGGUGUAUGGCUUGUAUGUGUCUUCGAAGAGGAGUGGUUUAACAUAGACUAAAAAAAAAUAAAAUUUCUUUCUUUCAACUUAAAGUAUGAGUGUCGCAGGCCUGAGGAGAAUAUGACAGGGAGUCAAGGGCACAUGCAUUUUACAUGUAUUUCAAAUUAACUUGUUUUUUUGCCAGAAGGCAGAAAAUCAUUGACCAUCAGAGUAUCAAAAGCAUCAAAAUGUCCAUUAAAUUAAUUAACUUUGGAGCCAAGAGUAAGAAUAGCCUAAGGUACUGCUGCAAUCCGCCAUCCAGACUCUUCAAGAAGUUGUAGUAUUGCAAGUCAGCUGAUCAGCUUUUUUCACAUCCCUGCAAUCACAGCAAACCUUUUCAACUUCUUAGCAAAUCUGAUCAAUGAUCUUAUUUCUCUGAGGGUUUCCACAUGAAGCUGCAUCAUCUGACUCACUUCUCUAUAAUCAAAAUAUCAAUUCCCCUCAGGUCCGCAAUCUUCGGUUAAUUUCCAAAGGCUCAUUUGCUGCAAGAGAACAAUUCACUUUGUUUAAAACUAGAGGAAUUGCUUCUUUUGAAAGAGCAUGACCCAGCCUCACAUGCAGUCUUUAAACUAUCAUUAACAAUAAUGAUAAAAAAUCUCAGACUAAGCAUCUGAUAAUUUUUCCACAUCAAAAAUGUUACACAACAAGCUUAGCCAAGUCCUAGUAUGUAAAGUGUUAUUGUCACAUGAUAACUCACAAGAAUAAAUGAGAUUUACAGUCAGCCUGCAUGAUUCACAUGCAAGUAUAGUGCACUUGCCUGCAGAGACACCACAAAAGCGUGCAUGCUAAUGUGUUGUCUCUGCAGGCACUUUUUCAGCAUGCACUGCAACAUCUCUCUGCUAAUCAUUGUGAGAAGAAAACGCCACUUGAGUGCAUGGAAAAAUCCCUGUGGAUACAGCACAAGUGGUAUCCCUUUAUAUCACCGGCUCUAUCUUAUAAGGCUACUUUUCAACAACAAGAGGGUCUGUUCGCCAAAGUGCAAAAUUACUUAUACAGCAAUUAACCUUUGUUUCUUUGGAUACUGUAUAUACACAUUUUGUUAAGCAGCUUAAAACCAAAAUGUCUGCAAGUGAUGCUUCAAGUUCAAUGAUGGAGCUUUUGUACUUGUCUCUCGAAGUUGGUAUUUGUUAAAUCUCACAAUAACAGGAAAAAAAAAAUCUGAAAUUCCCAAUUAGUUGCAGCUCUUCAAAAUCAGCUGUGAAAUCAGGUAUUCUGAGUUGCAUCAGCCACAGAAAAGGCUCACAAAAAACCUGAUGGAAUGUCAAUCCAUCAUUUAAUAACCUGAGUAUCACAUAAAAAGGUUAAAAAAGUAUUGAUAAUACAUAAAAAGUAUUGAUAUUAUCCUCUUACUGCCUGAUAACUUUCAAUAGAUUUAUGAAAAUGAGUUUUUAUAAAGUUUUAUAUAAAUGAAAUAAAUGUUUACAGUCUGAAGGUUAGACUUCACUUUAUUCCCCUUACGUAAACUCUGAGUUUAUCAAAGACACUGUGAACUCUGUAUGUCUGUGAAACUUUGAAUACUAGCUGUAAGAAUAUGCCAUAUUCUUUUCUGUUGAGAUCAGCAUCCUUAACCCUAACAGUUUCACCGUGAAAUUAAUGAGUACACCUGAGCGAAGGCUUCAGGGAACAAAUCUGUGGGUUCUACUAUGUGGCAGUGAGAAAACAUGAGUCAAACAUGGUCUGACAUUUAUGUUGUGAAUAAAGCUGUGGUCUUUUACAUUUUUGACUCAUGGCAGAGCUCAGGAUGUCAAAGUAAACAGAGUUAUCCUCUCACAACCUCUCUUAGGACAUGUCCAUGUAAAGGCACAUCAUCCUUCGGCACUAACAGCUUAUCCUCAUUUCACAAUAAAAGCUGAACUGAGCCCUUUUGUGAUUUUCAGCUCCCACCUUCCCCAGAGAGAUGCGCUUAUGUUUCUCUGAAUUAGAUCUAAAGCCAAGUAGGUUUUAUAUACAGAGAUUAUACUUCUGUGUUUUUGGAGGGAUUAGACAAAAAAUAAAAUAAAAAAAAUAAAAAAAUAACCUCUGAAAGAAAAAUAGAAUCAGGAAAAGAUGAAAAAUAUAUGCCAAGAGAAGAAAUUGGGAAUAAACAACUAAAUUUGCUGUCUUUUAGUGGGGAAAAAAAUGUAAUCAUUUUAAUUUGUAUUAUCCAUUGACACUUUAUUUAAAGUCAACUAUUAUUAAUUUUUUUCCAGGUCCAUCUCAAAACAUAUACAGAAUAGGAUCUGCAGAACAUAGCAGCACCUGUAUGAGGUCCUCUCCCCUUUUGUGUUUGCUUUCCUUAAUUUGUUUGCUGUCUCUUAUUGAGACCUGUGUCCCUGUGUUUGUUUUCUUCAAUUUGUUGCUCCCUUUUACAGACUUGCAUCCAUUCCUGGUUAUUUUCUUGAAUUUGUGUGAUGUCCAUUACUGAAGACUCAUGUCCUUUUGUGUUUGUUUUCUUCAAUUUGUUCGAUGUACAUUAAAAAGACUUGUUACUUAUUUGUAAAGCUGUCAAAGCCCAUACCAUUUUUUGAUCUGUGGUUUCAUCAUGUUUAUUGUCUCCAGUUUGUUUGUUGUCUCUUACUGAAGACUCACGUCCCUUCAUAUUUCCUUUUAAGAGUUUGUUUGGUAUCCCUAGUUGCAGACUUUUGUCCCUUUGUUUUGUUUUUAUUCAAUUCAUUGGAUGCCUGUUAUUAAUCACCCAUGAUGUCCCUUCAUGUUUGUUGUCUUUAAUUUGUUAAAUGUUGAUUUUUAAAGACAUGUGUUACUUAUUUGUUAAGCUGUCAAAGCCCAUAUCAUGUUUUGGUUUAUGGUUCUGUCAUGUUUGUUGUCUAGAGUUUGUUUGUUGUCCCUCAUUAAACACUCUUGUCCCUUUGUGUUUGUUUUCUUCAAUUUGUUGGAUGUCCCUCAUUGUAGACUUUGAGGCAGAGAGGUUUGUUGCUAAAACUUUAUCGACAAUAUUAAACCAGUCAGAAAGUCGAUGGAAAGACACACAACAGCUUGAAUUUAUGUUGAUCAUUGACUCUAGCUAUACAGGUGGAUGAGUGAACGAAAUGACGGAUGAACGAAUGAAUGGUGCCAGAGAGUUGAUGCUUUAUAAGCUUUUUGCAAAGACCACAGUCUUCAAAGGUCAAAAGAAAAUAAGUGCACAAAAACUGUCUUUCUUUUUGCUUUUUUGUGCUUUUUUAAAUUUCUCCAUAAGUAAACAGGUAUUGUCCUCCACUGGGUCCUCCCUGUUACAUUAUAGCAGGUCAUUUGACAGUGUCAUGUUUGCACCUUCAAUUAUAGCAGCUCUCAUUCUCUCACCCCCUGUGACUCCUAGAACAAGCCAGUUGUCUAUCAGUGCACAAAAUAAUACCACAGUGACUCGCUGCUCUGCUCUCUGCUGCAGAUAUUGUGUGAGGAGGGGAUCAUGUAAGGUCGCCUCUCCAUGAGGCCUGUUACCACUGUGGAUCCUUUUUUAUUCUGGAGUCGUCACAAAAAGAGAGACUGUGCUUUUUCACUUCCACUACAUGAAGAAAAAUUUACUGGUAGAAAAAUCCCUCUCAAGGCUGGUCUUAUCUUAAGCUAUAGAUCAUGCAGUGGUCUGCUACAUUGCUCAUGGAAACAGUCAUAUCUCUAAGUUAAAGCUUCUGUCAGUGGAAAUAUCCCACCUUGAUUUCUCUCAUAAAACUUACAGUGACUCCAGAAGAAAAAAAAAAUAGUGUUGACUGACGCCUCACCUGAACUCCAACCCACCAGCAAGUACAGGGUUAAAAAAAGAAAGAUCAGACUCUAUUGAUCUUCUCACUUUCUUUUCUAGCUCAGAAAUUGACAAUAGAAUUCAUUUCAGUCUGAUUCAACACUACCCAUAACCUCCUGAAUUGAGCUUUUAUGUGCAAGCUAUGUCAUCAUCUCUAUUAAGUCAAACUAAUGUGAAAGUGUCAGUGACACGUUCAUCUUCAGCUUUAUCCACCUGAAGCCUCGAACCUUUGCGAGUGGGCAAGUGCCAGCCAAGCAGCUACAAAAAUGGCACUGAUUUUCAAGAUGUAGGCCUACAAUAAAUUAUAUAUUUGACUGUCAAAAAUCAGCAGGAUGAGAUGCUGUAUUAGCAUUUAAAGAACACAAUGGGCUCUAUUUUUGUGUCCUCCGGUGAGGCAGACCCUGCGCAGUUGGAUUUUCGUCUGGCGGAGCCCGGCGUACAGCCAGUUUGGUAUUUUCGUGGACUGAGGCGCACCGAGGUCCGCCAAGCUGGGUGUGGUGGCAUGGCAGAGGGAGGUGUCGACAGAAUCAGCUGCCGCAGUGACAUUUUUGUGCCCGCCGGUCGCGUAUAAAGUGCGCUGAAAGUUCGCUGAUUCAAACCUGGUCAGCUUUCAGCGCAGGCAGAGCGCAGCUGGUCUAGUGGUAUUUUGGUAGACCGGCGGCGUAUCGGCAUACGUCACCGAUGCCUCACCGGCAGGUUUCCACAGUGUCAGGCACAUUUCAGUGCAAUAAAUAAUCAUCAACAACCAAUAUUCUGAGUCAGCACAUACAUUUAGAUCUAUAUAGAUAUAUUCUGAUCUAUAUCUGAUCUGAUGAGCGCGUUUGGCACGCGUUUGGACACACAACCUGACCGAAUCAACACAGCUGAAACCGCAUUAAAUUAAAUUAAAUAUCUAGUAAAUAGACACAUGAUGAAGUUAACAAGUUAUGUAAUUUGUCUCCCUCCUUUUAUUUCUUUCUUCCUCUUCCUCUUAUUUCUCGCGCAGCUCGACCUGGACACGUCUCCGUGUCCUCUCUCUGUCCUGCUGCUGCGGCUGAACAGAUGAUUUGUUUCAGUGAUCAGAUGAGUUAUUUACUUUAAGCCUACACACAUAUAUUAUAAUAUUCAGUUUUGUGAGCCAAAUUUAUUUUAUAUGCCAACAUCUGACCAAAGAAAGAGCCAGGCCACGGGGUGCGAUGCGUCAUUUUAAUGCCAUUUUUGGAAUUUAUGAUGUGAUCUCUGCGCACAAUCCACCUUUGUCACGUGAGGUUUGAAUAUGUGAAACUUUAUGUGAGUGUAUUUAUUUGUAAAAAGGGUGUUUGUCUUACUAGUGGGUCCAGCCUUACACACACCAAAUCCAUCUGUGCUCAUAUGAGAGAGUGUGGAAGACGCCCUCUGCAGCGUUUACAGCGACACUUGUUGAGGGGCUGCCUUCUGUCGCUUGUGUGGCAUUACUGUCUUCAGACAUCUCUUGAUCUCUUUGACUACUUCACGAAAAUAGUAAUACGCCUUGCAGGUGGCGGAUUUAAAGGUGAGGAGAGGAGCUGAUUUUAUUAGUCAAUACAGGUCUUGGCUGUGUUAAACUCACUCCACGCCCUCUCUCUUCCCUCGCUACGACUUACGCCGCUGGGAGGAGCUGAGUUAGGGAGGGGGGAUACUUAUGCCGGGCUGUGCCUCUCACCAAACUACCAAAUUGUGCUUGGGAACGCCUUAUCGGCGCGGCAGACCUGACUUCCGCCGCGCCUGGGCCACAUCUCCGGCGAAGCAUGAAAAUAGAGCCCAAUAAGAAAAGACUGCUUUGUCCACAGGGGGCACCAAAGUGAAUACCAUACAAAAGUUCCUUAUAGGAGCUUAAAAAACUUGUUGUUUAGGUUUUGUAAUGACUAAUUUAAUCAAAUCCAAUAUUGUCCAAAAACAAGGCCAUUAAGGUGCAAAAUGUUGUUUUAUUUCAGAUUCGUGUGGCUGUAAGCAGCACAAUGUCUCGUGUUACACUUCAGUUUGGAUUCAUCAAUGCUUUUAUGAACAUGUCCGCACAUUCCUUUUCUUCUUUUAAACAAAGCUUCUCGUACAUCUUGUCCUUUCAUUGUUUUUAUGCUGCAGCUGAUGGAGAGGACGCAUUUUAAAACCACUGUAAAUUAGGGAAUACUAAUGAGUUGCCUAUAAAAUGAGUCAUUGCUUUACCAGCUGCAAAGACUACAGCACAUUUAGAUCUACUUUGCAUGUAGAAGAGGUUACUUUAUAAUCAAGGAGCUGUGAGGGUUAAUGGGUGUCAACGAUUUAGUGAGUUAGUUAUGAACACAGCCUUGCUUGAGAAAAAGUAAUAUACUGCACAUUAAUCAGACAGACAUGAUUAAAGUUGUCAGGGCUAUAUUAACAUAUGGGUGUUUUGUUACACAACAAGAGACCAUCUUUUUCAUGUUUUAUUGAGGCAGAAUGACCUUAUUGUUGUACUUUCACCUUAAAGGUCCAGUGUGUAAUAUUCAGCAGCAUUUAUAAAAACAGACAUCAAGAAAUUUUAAUAACGGUGUGAUCACCUGAAGAUAAAAGGGCUUUUUUGUCAGCCUUUACCUAGAAUUAACUUUUCAUAUCUAGACGGGUGCAGGUCCCCUUCAAUGGAGGCUGCCAUCUUGCACCAUUGUGUUUCUACUGAUGCACAGAAUGGACAAAUGAGUACAACAAGUGUUUUAGUGUUUAGAGAGUAGGAUUUUUUUUAUGGUAAAAAACUUGACAAAUGGAGGAUCAUAUUUAUCAUGCAUUACUUGAGCUAUUUGUCCUCAAUGGCCACUGUAGCUUCACUGAUAGGGGGUAAACAAGGGAGCAUUUUGAUCUAGAAUCCGACUACUAGAUACUGCGUGCUUUGAUUUGAAAACCUCGGUUUUUGAAGGUAAAAGUGAAGCAGACUGAGUUAAGUGUGUCCAAAUAAAGCAGACGAAGCAACACAAAAUUACCCUUUAUUCCAGUGGUGUAAAAGCACCCCAAAAUUUCUGUUUCAGUCCCUGAAUCAGUCACCGUUCCAUUAUGUAACCCAGAUAUAAGGCAUAUUAUAACUUUUCGAACAGUUCAAGCAUGAAGAAAAUCUGCCACAGAAAAUAUUCUCGGCUUAAAUUGAUCUCACAGCCUUUUGCCUUACCUAACAUCUGUGGACGUUCUGCAGAGACAGCCAUGUCCGACAAUGCAGUUGAGUUGAACAGGCAGGCUUUGAGCAGAAUUUAUAACCAAUUGUUUUGUGUUUUUUCUGUCACAGUUGGAGCAGAGAAACGAUGGGCAAAGCCGGGAGUAAAGUCCUCGUGCAGACCUCGGUUGAUGGGGUUCAGGCACAGGUAAAGCCUUACAUACAAACAAGCAAACCAAAGCCUGCACACACACUAAGAGGCAUAAACAAGCAGGGAUUGAGUCUGUAAAUACACCAAAUAAUGUGUAUUAAAGCAAAAUCACAUUAAACAGUGAUGAUUUAUGCACUGGUGGAUCUGUGGGACUGUGUGUGCGUGCGUGCGUGCGUGCGUGCAUGUGUGUGGUGUGGGACAGCUGUUGUCCCCUGAGGCUGUCACAGGUUAUGCAAUCAGGAUCAGCUGCAGCGUGCUUUCACACUUGUUUUUCCCACACAGACCUCCAGUAUCAUCAUCAUCAAAAUACAUCCCUGACCUUUGGACCCAGGUUAUUAUCUUGUGAUUAAGCUAGGGUGACGGAGUGACAGUCACUGGAUGUUCCCAGUGAGAGAAAGUCUAUAAGAGGGUUUUCCCCCUUUAAACAGAAUAACCAGAGGAUGUAGACUGAGUCAACAGUCUGAGAUAUUAUGACCGUUUUUUUUGUAGAAAUUUAACGACAAAGUUUUUCUCAGACCGGACAGAUUCCAGUCUGCUUCGUCAUCAGCAGCGUCUCUAAAGGCCUAAGAGGUGACAUUCUUAAAGCUAGCGCGAAAAAUAAUUGACAUUUCCAAGGAUUUGAGGAAUCUGGAGGUUUUUUGUUAAAUUAGAUAUCCAUCAUAUCAAGGUCAUUUUCAAAAUGAUGAAAAAAAAACUAUCAGUCUAAUUCUGCUUAAAAACAUCACUGCUGGUGGAUUUUUAAGCACAUUCUUACAUGAAAAAUAACUUAUCUGUAUUUCUGAUUAAUUUUUUUCUAAAGAAACCUGUCUGAGAUAGAAUAGAGUGAACAUACAAUAUAUGAAACAGCAUAAAAUAGCAAGAGUAAAAUGAUGUAGAGUGGAAAGUAUUCAAUACAAUGCAAAAUAUGAAAAUAGAGUAGAAUAGCAUGUUAUUUUAAAUAGAAUAUUUAGAAGAGAACCAAACACUUUUUAGAAUACAAAAGAAUAGACUAGAUUGGAACAGAAAAUUGUGGAAUAGAAUAAAAUAGAAUAGAAUAGAAUAGAAUAGAAUAGAAAAAUAUGGAAGAGAUUUGUUUUUACAAUAGAAUAUGUGUUUUAGAAUAGCAUAUAAAAGAAUAGAAUAGAAUAUAUAAAUAGAAUAAGUAUUUAGAACAGAAAAGAAGAUUUUGGAUAGAAUAGAGUUAAAUUGAAUAGAAUAGAAAAAGACAGUGUCGAAUAGAAUAAAAUAGAAUACAAUACAAUAGAAUAGAACAGAAUUAACAUAUUGUACCUAAAUUGUUAUUACACAUGAUGAAAAUAUGUUCAAAAAAGGAUAGAAAAACUCUUUGUACUGUUCUUAUUCUUGAUGUUGAUUUAGGAGCCCAGUGUGUGCACCGAUUCAGAAACCUGAAACCUUUUGUACAAAUUGGAGCCAGUGGAAUUCUGAAUAACGUGAAAGACACCCAGUUUGGGGCAGCUAAAUGAUUUAAAUUAAUAUUAAAAUUAUCUGUUUACUUUUAUUUAUUUAUUUUUUUAAUCAAGAUUGAUGAGUGCAUGACACUCUCUUCUUAAGAUAAUCAAAAGUUUUCUGAUUCACCAUCUUCAAUCUUUUUUCCACCAUGCUGUUUUAGUCAAAUAAAUGAAUAAAUAAAAUACAGGCUUAACGUAUUGACCAUAGUGUGAGUGUAUGUAAAUUCAAUGUCUUCAUAACUGUCAUAACUGGACUCAAAGAUUUGGACAUAAACUGAGACAAACAGGAGCUGGUGUUUUAGAAAAGUGCCUUUUUUUACAAGGCAAACUCAAAAUAACACGUUAUGAAUCAUGUAAAACAUGUGCAGAUGUCUGCUUUUAAAUAUGAAGAACAAAACCAAAGAAACCUCUCAAGCCUGCUGUGAGAUAGAAAGAGCCAUUAAACCAGAUCCACAGAAAGCCAUUGUGUAUAGCCGUGGACUAAGAGAGAAGCUGCUCAUUAAGCUCUAUCCUUGUGUUCCUCACUUGAGUUGUUUCCCUCAGUCUUACCUCCUUCCGGUGAGAAAUAAAAAAAUAAAGGUGAGGGAGAGAUAUAAGGACAAGAGAGGAAUAUUUGGCAGCAGAGCACUACGUCCUGUCUUUCACAGCGUCUGUCUGAACAAACCUCAGGCGGUAAUGACAAGCUGCAAAACUAUCACAGCUGCCAAACUCACAGUGACAAAUGGGAAUAAUAUCAUAACAUAUUAGUUUGAUUCACAUGGAUAAAUGUCUCCAUCAUAUAAAAUCAAGUCAGAAAAAACUUGAGAAAUUUAGAGCGAUGCAAAUCCACCACGCUUCCAAGAUAAAUACUGUUUGAUGAUGUUUUGCUGGUUAAACUCAGACUAAAGUGUUUUUUAUUCCUCGAGGUUAAACAAGACUAAAACUCUCAAGGUCAAAAUCGAGUAAAAAGUGCCUGAACUCAUUUGCAUUUUCAGCCGAAGUCAAAGACAAGUUGAUCACUACCAAUGCUUCAAUGCAUUUACAUUUAGAGCGAGGCAUAACAGUCCCAUCUUGAACAGGCUGCGUAGGAGGGACUUUGGACACAUUGACCCAACAAUCUUCCAAUAAGUGGAUGACCUGCUCCAGCCCUGCUGCUUACAAAUACAUAACAAGAGAAGAUGAGCUGGCUUAGAAACCAUAUGCAUUGCUUUUAAAUCCCAGUCAGACGAGCUGACACUCCCAGGUGAACUUGUGCAAACAUAAAAACAAAGUAAUGCAUGACUCAUAUUUUCUUAGUGAAUCUGUUACAAUAUGUUAUUUUUGCAAGAUUAGCGCAAGACCUUGAUUUUCUUCUGACUGAAAAAAAAAUGUGCAUGAAAAACCUGCAUUUCUAAAUCUUUUGUUUUUUAAUAUCUGAACAUCAGCUUGCAGCAGUUAGAGAAGGAGUUGUGUUACAAUCUCCAGAUCACUCUGAAUUCUCUUCUGUGUCCUAAAUCAUCCAUCAUCCCCUCAUCCACUUGAUUCAAAUUCUCUGUGCCCGACUGACAGCACUUUUCAGGUCAUGCUUUGGCUACAAGGAGCACUGCAUCACCCUGUUUUCCCCUCCUUUCUGUCGCCUGAUUGGGAGCCAUUUUGGUCAGCUCGUGCAGCUCUCUGGUGGGCUUCACGAGGCGAGGCUGGACUGGAGUGAAUUGAUUCUUGGGGAUUAGGGAUUAAGACUCCCCCCCGACCGCUUUGGCGGAGUAAAUCUGGGGAUUAUGAUGUCAAUGGCCUGUGGCUGCAGGAGAGGAAAUUGAAUUGUGAGGGACGGGAGCGCUGAUGGGCCUGGGAUUACGGCACAGUCAGUGAGAAAUCAGAGAUGGGAGUCCGUGUCUCUGCCUUUCUCCUGCUUUGGAAAACCUCCACAGGAUACCAUUUGGUAGAUUUGGGAUGCAGGGAUCCUUUCAAAAGUAGAACGUACUCUUUUUGAAAAUGCAGAAUAUCGACUGAGUGAUUAGAAGAUCUCUGUUUGUAAUCCAGUUCUCCCAGCUCUGCUCUGUGAAGCAUCAGGUGGUGAGUACAGUUAAGUGCAGCAGGAUCACUUGGAAAGUGUGACAGGGAUUUCUGUUUUUUCUGCAGAUAACAUAGAGGAGCUUAACUGAUCAGGAAAAAAAAAUCACAGAUAGAAAUUUUAUGAGUGCAUAACCUCAAAAAUGACACACUUAUUUGAGUAACUGUGUUUUUUGUGUGUUUCUUCUUCUGCACUUAAGCCGACCCCUGCUGAGGCUGCUCCUGCUCCCGUCGUCAAAUUCCAAGGACUCACAAAAACCAACAAGAUGAAGGUGAAAUGGAGCCAGCUGGGUUUGGUGUUCUUCCUGGUUUUGUCCCUUGUGAUGACCGGAUGCUUCAUCUGGCAGUAUCAGCUGCCAAAACUCUCACAAGGUGAGAACAAACACAGCAACAACAUCGCUGGUCGCAAGUUACACAAAAGGGGGCAAGGCUAUAAAAACAGGGAAAGGUGAAGAGAUACUGAGACAAGGCAACCUUUUUUACUCAGCCAGCCUUUAAACCUGAGCGUUAAAGUAUUUCAGUGAAUGUUUGAGACAUAAAAAAAUUGAGUAUUUUUUAAAAAAAAAAAUUUGAACCACACUUUUAUUCAAUUUAAUCUAAAUUCUUCACCUUUUUGACAGCUGACGGAUUGCUUUAAUACUUGACCUUUCCCCUGACUAAAAAGCAAAACUUUAAUUUUAACACACUCAAACUAAUCCAUCCGUGGAGUACAAUUUCUAAUCUAUUAUCUUCUGCGAUAAAAGAAGCCACAUGUCUGUGAGUCAGCAUAAACAUCUGUUGUUUUACAUUUAGUCAAAGUUACUCUUGGUGUUGUUUCAUAUCUGAUGUGACACAGAAACACAACUUUAAUCACCUCUGCAACUUUGAUAAUGAAGAGAUAAGAAUCUCACAAUUAGGAGACAGUGAUCUUAUAAUUAAGAGAUAAAACAAUUUACUAAUUGUUGAUCUUUAUCUGCUGCAGUGCUAAAAUAUUAGCCUGCAGCUGUAGUGCUUGCUGGCUUCAUGACAUCCAUGGACCAUCACUGAGAAGUGACUAUAUUUUCUUUCCCCUGAAUAAGGACACUUAGUGGUACUACUGAAUUUUUCACAAGGAAACACAAAACACAAGGACUCUGUGUGUGUAAUGCCUGUACUCUUUUAAAUGUAUCAUAUCUCAGACUUAUUCUUUAAACUCAUGUGCAGUGAAGGUCCAUCGAUCCUCAUAUGGGAAGUGGUGGGGUAGCACUUUAGCGUCUCCCAUUGACCAGCCAUUCCUGCCAGCUAUCCUUGCCUUAAUAUGGUCCUUCAACAGGAUAUGGUGGCAGCAAUGACAAAAUAUGCCAAAUUUAAGGGCUUUGGUGGCAUACUUGGACUUCAAACACCACUUUUUUGUAGAAUAUGAAUUCAAAAUAUUGUAGACAGGAUCCAUUCACAACAAGAGCUUAGUAUUAGCUGUUUUUUGUUUCAAUUAGUGUGCCUGUGUUUUCUCGACCUUAGUGAUGGCUUAUAUGAACCAUUAAGUGAUGAAAGUGACUCCACAGUUGCUCAAAGAAAGUCACUCACACUGCAGUAGGGAAAGGCAUAUGAUAUGUACAGGUGCGUGGUAUUCUUUGAGCUUAUAAAGAGGCUCAGUCUGAACAAUUUCAUCUGAAAACGUAAAAAUGGUGGUUGGAGGUGAUGCAUUGUUUAUCAACCAAUAAAGUCUCUGGGCCAAUUAUCAAACAAUCAUGUCGCUCUAAGUCCCUCUUUACUCAACUAAUUUGAAGCAGGUGUAAUAGAUGCUUCUAAAGAGAGUUCAGUAUUAUGAAGUUUCUACAGUCUAAUUAAGUCAUUUAAGGAGUAUUGCAUGGAAAAAAAAUCAACAAUUAUAGGAAACAAUUUUGUGAAAUACGCUGUGAAGAACACAUUUCCUGCCACUGAUUUAGAGUUGCUUUUAAUCAUAAGUUUAGUUCAAGAGUGUUAUUGCCAAAGUCUAAUUCUAAGAAGUCUAUUUGGUGUAAUUUCUUUGAAAAAGGGAACAAGACUAAGAUGCUUUACUCCUCCAAACACAGUACAGGUUUGUAAUUGGAUUUUUAUAUAAGUAAAGGAACAUCAGGUGAUAUCAUUCAUGGUAUAAAGCUCAGCCCUGCAGGCUCUUAUUCAUGUUUUCAGAUGAUGCAGUCAUCUUUUUAUACUCUGAGAAACUAAUUUUUCAUGUAUAGUGGUCCCUUACAAUGAAUGGUUAAUGGUAACUUGAAAUGAUAGGGUGAUGUAUUGAAAUGUCCCUUUUCACGCAAAUCUCACAGUGGGACCUGUGUGCACUUCUUUUCAUCCAUAUCAUUUGUCAUACAUUCGGUUAAAUUAGAUCCUGUAUUAUCAACAGGGUUCAUCAGGAUGUAAAGGAUAUUAAUCAAGUUCAAAGCCAGACACAUUAUGUUGGUGUUUGAGCAGGUAUAAAUCAUGCAUUGGACAUUAUGCGACCAAAUACCAAGUGGAUAUUAUCAUAGCCUGUCCCUGUUUUUCCCCCUCCUCUUUUCUUAUUUUACAUCACCGCCCAGAAGAAGAGAAUGGACGCAAUGCCAAAGCAGAAAUGGUGUGUCCCCGUUUCCCCGAGCCACUGCUGCUGGAGCAUCCCAUCCCCAGUCUGAAAGAAGCACUGGAAAAGGUGAGGACAGUUGUUCAUCAUCAAAGAUUUAAAUCCUGAUGUCAUAUUUCUAUCAUGCCCACAUACCAGUCUGAGGGAAAUUUACAGGCUGACUGUAAUAAUCCUUCACACCAAAUGCCACUGCAGUCAACAGAAGGAGAUUAAAGAUAUAGAGGAUGAAAAACUGAGUCCAUAUGAGCUAAAGGUUGAGUUUCUGUUCACACAUGAGAGAGUCUGAGAGUAGGCGGUAGUGAGUACAUUUUAAUGGUGACAAAAAAUUUUGACUCCUUAGAUUUGAAUCUAGUCCACAAAUUUGCAGGUUAAAUUCUAGUUGGCCUAUAAAAAACUGCUUAAUUACCUUGAAACUAUAGAUGGAAAAAAGGAAAAACCAAACAAACUGACUGAAAUAACUGAACCUGUAUCAUUUAAUUUGGGAGAUAAUUUUGGAGCAUACAGUGAAUCCGGAAAGUAUUCAUACCACUUCACUUUUUCCACAUUUUGUUAUGUUGCAGCCUUAUUCCGAAAUGGAUUAAAUUCCCUUUUUCCUUCAAAAAUUCUACACAAAAUACUCCAUAAUGACAAAGUAAAAAAAUUUUUUUAGAACAUGUUGCAAAUUUAUUAAAAAUAAGAACACUCAAAUGUUGCAUAUACACAAGUAUUCACACCCUUUACUCAAUACUUGGUCAAAGCACCUUUGGCAGCGAUUACAGCCUCCAGUCUUCUUGUGUAUGAUGCAACAAGCUUGGCACACCUGGAUUUGGGGAGUUUUUCCCCAUCCUCUCAAGCUCAGUGAGGUUGGAUGGGCAGCAUCAGUGCACAGCUACUUUCAGGUCUUUCCAAAGAUGUUCAAUCGGGUUCAAGUCUGGGCUCUGGCUGGGCCACUCAAGGACAUUCAGAGACUUGUCCUUUGUCUUCUUGGCCGUGUGCUUAGGGUCAUUGUCAUGCUGGAAGAUGAAGUGUCGCCCCAGUCGAGGUCUCGAGCGCUCUGGAGCAGGUUUUUAUCAAGGAUUUCGAUGUACUUAGCUGCAUUCAUUUUUCCAUCGAUCCUGACAAGUCUCCCAGCUGAAAAACAUCCCCACAGCAUGAUGCUUUGUUUCUCCUGGUCUGUGAGUCCUUCAGGUGCCUUCUAGCAAAGUCCAAGCAGGCUGUCAUGUGCUUUUUACUGAGGAGUGGCUUCUGUCUGGCCACUCUACCAUAAAUGCCUGACUGGUGGAGUGCUGCAGAGAUGGUGGUCCUUCUGUAGGGUUCUCCCAUCUCCUCAGAGGAACGCUGGAGCUCUGUCAGAGUGACCAUUGGGUUCUUGGUAACCUCCCUGACCAAGGCCCUUCUCCCCCACUUGCUCAUUUUGGCUGGGCGGCCAGCUCUAGGAAGAGUCCUGGUGGUUCCAAACGUCUUCCAUUUCUUAAUGAUGGAGACCACUGUGCUUUUUGGGAUACAACCCUGUUUCGGAGGUCUACAGACAAUUCUUUCGACUUCAUGCCUUGGUUUGUGCCCUGACGUGCUCUGUCAGCUGUGGGAUCUUAUAUAAACAGGUGUGGCUUUCCAAAUCAUGUCCAAUCACCUGAAUUUGCCACAGGUGGACUGCAAUCAAGUUGGAGGAACAUUUCAAGGCUGAUCAGUGGAAACAGGAUACACCUGAGCUCAAUUUUGAGUUUUAUAGCAAAGGGUUUGACAUUUGACAUUUGAGUGUCUUAUUUUUAAGACAUUUGCAAAAUGUUCUAAAAAAAAGUUUUUCGCUUUGUCAUUAUGGGGUAUUUUGUGUAGAAUUUUUGAGGGAAAAAAUGAAUUUAAUCCAUUUUGGAAGAAGGCUGUAACAUAACAAAAUGUGUAAAAAGUGAAGUGGUAUGAAUACUUUCUGGAUGCACUGUAAACCUGCAGAUCACCCUGAUCUUUUCACUGUUCACUUUCAAAGGUGAGCAAACUCUUGUCAAAAUACAGUUUGACCCCAUGGUCUUUUUGCAUACAUAUUAAAUUUGAUUCUAUAUAUUUAUAUCAAGUGGGAGUUGGUUCCUCUGAAAUUAAAAAGAUAGGAGAUGGCUCUAAAUUUGCACCUGUAAACUGUACAAAAAUAGAACAAUAAAAAAGUCCAAGGAUUGAACCCUGAGGUAACCCAUGCAUUAGUUUGUUCCCGAAAAACCAGCCAGAAAUGGAUGUUAGCUCUUUGUUUGCUGUCUGCAAACAUGUCUUAUUAGACCUGACCUGACAAAUCCUGAGUGACAUUUUAUUCCAAGACGACAGCUAAAGUUUAACCUAACUUUUCAAGCAUCUAUGCCUUUUUUUUUAAAAAUCUUUUACUUGCAACAUAGCAAAAAUACAGCCCUUAGUUUUCAGUUUCUGCAGUUCAUCACAAUAGUGAUGCUUUUAAUUAUGCAAACAAUCCCAACAACAGUCACACAGCAGCAAAUUAGCUCUUUACACCUCCUGAGGAAAUCGUGCACAGGUCAUAGGCUAGGGAAGUGGUGUAAUGUUGACCUUGUUGUCUAUUAUUAGACUGCAAGAGUGAGGUGCGGCUCAGGUUUGAUCUUUUUUUGAAACAGGGAACAGGAGUACUUGGAGGGGGUUUAUUUCUGUAACAGUGCAGCAUAAGCUAUUGCUACAGAAACACCUCCUCCUCCACCACCCCCUUUAUUGGCACUUGUUUGUCUCAUGGAGCCAAAUUCAUGCAUAAUGGCAGAGCAUCUAUCAACAAGAAGUACUGUUCAGUCAGACAUGUCUCAUUGUGAUGGUUUGAAAUGUUUUAGACAGCAGCAGCACAAAGUUUGUUUUAGGCAUUGAGGCUCCAACCUCAUCACUCUUCAUACUUUUAAAUUGCAUAUUUAAAGGCGUGAUUCAUCUUAAACACCGCAGUCAGAGCCUGCAGGUGGCUUCUAGGGAGGUGAUGGAUUGGAAGUUAAAGCUCAGUGCUGGAGAUGACAGAGCAGAGGGAGAGGCUGGAGAUCUGUCAGCUAUAAAAGACUUCCAAAUGUUGCUUGAGUUGUCCACCUGAACUGGCUUGCAGGAGUUACUCCAUUAUAAGCGUUUACACCAGCAGAGAAAUACAUACUUUUAAACACAUGUAUUAUUCAGCAGCUUCAAACACCAAGAUUGUUAUCCAAAGAUGUGAGUAACAACCUCUUUAGUGAAUGUUUAAAAUGUCACUCACUCCUGCAGUUUGCAAACCAAACUUAAGGAAAAAAAAAUAACUGUAUAAUGAUAAACAGAGCUUUUGAAAUCCAGAUGGGUUAUGAUGAAAGAGAUAUCCCCUAUGCAGCUCUGAGGUUCUGUAUGCACUACUUUAACAAAUAGCCUUGGAAAUUAUGGUGAGAAAGCUUGCUCUUUAUACUCUUACAGCAAAGACCGAGUUCAUUCCUCUGCUUUAAAAAUGCAUAUAUUGUAUGUCUGUAUGUGUUUAUACAGUUUUUGAUUUUCCAUUAUGAGGCAAAGAGAAACAAACCAUUACAAACAGCUCAGUCGCAUAAAAGACAGAAAAACAGGCACAUUUGUCCAAAACUGCACUGUCUUUGGAGUUAUUCAGGAUCAUGAAAUAAUAAUGACCAAAACCAGGCCCUGGCAUGUCACAGACUUCAUGAAAAAAACCUCAAAUAAAACGGCAGACACAUUCACAUUUAGGUCCAAACAUUUUUGCAAAGUUAGCUGUUUUUGAAGGUUUAUAACCAAAGUCCGAAGGGCUCUGAAUGUUAUGGUCUGGCUUUAUGGAGACCAUGUGUUUCUGUUGGUUUCUGCAAGCUCAGACUCCCAACAGACAUUGGGGUGGUUUGCAGCUGAGUGUGAAGCUGUUGGGGUCAGCACCAUUAAGUCUGGGGCCAUGGUUCUCUAGUGAUAAUCGGUGGAUUACAGAAGUUAGGUAGAGAGUGAGUGUUUGCUUAAAGUGACAGAGUGAGGGGAAAAAUAGAUCAGGACAUCUUUAGGCUGGAUAGAUUAAUAGAUAGAUAAUUUAUUAAUCCCAGAAGGGAAUUCAAAAACCCAGAGGCAGCACAUUUGAAACACAGUACACAUUCUACGAAUACAAAUACUGUAAUAAAGAUAAAUACUGUAUUAAAAAAAAAAGAGAAUAAAAUCAGUCGAUAAACAUGACCAUAAGGCAGUAGUGCAGCGUUACGAAGGCAUAGUAAACAGUGCAAAUGGGGGAAAAAAAAAUGUGCAAAAAAAUGCUGAUUCUGAUGGAUUGUUCAUGGAUGGGAUAUAUUGUGGGGGGGGCAGUUCAGUAAAGGGGCUCCUCAGAGGGAGCAGUUGAAGGACAGUUGGGGACAAAUGACCUCCUCCCUCUGUCAGUGCGGGAUAACAGCCUGUUACUGAAAGACCUCCUCUGCCUUGAGAUGGUGCUGUGCAGAGGGUGCUGGGGGUUGUCCUGGAUGGAAAGGAACCUGGCAAGAGUUCUCUGUUCUGCCACAGAUGUCAGGGAGUCCAGUUCUGCACCGACUAUGGAGCCGGCCCUCCUUAUCAGUCUGUCCAGCCACGAGGAAUCCCUCUUCUCGAUGCUUCCUCCCCAGCACACCACAGCAUAGAAGAGUGCACUAGCUACAACUGUCUGAUAGAACAUCUGUAGCACCCCAUCAAAGACCACAUCUAGACGUUAGAGUGACUUAUGCAAAGUACAAUUUUUGGCAAACAAAAUUAAAUUCCUGCCCAGUCCAGACUUACUAGAAGAAGCAGCAAACAACUAGUACUAUCAUUGUUAGCUAACAGCUGUAAGCGUUAAUGAGCUUGCACUAGGCUUAAACAAGUUAUUAGCCCCCCUCUAAAAUUUUGAGUUUUUCUCCCAAAUUUCCGAAGUGCUGUUCAACAGAUUAAGGAAUUUUUACACAGCUUUUCCAAAAAUCCUAGGGCUCUAUUUCCGUGCCUCGCCGGCGUAAGUCAGGUCCGCCGCACCGACAAGGCGUUCCCAAGCACAAUUUGGUAUUUUGGUGAGAGGCGCAGCCCGGCAUAAGUAUCCCCCCUCCCUAACUCAGCUCCUCCCAGCGGCGUAAGUCGUUGCGAGGGAGGAGAGAGGGCGUAGAGUGGGUUUAACACAGCCGAGACCUGUAUUGACCAAUAACAUCAGCUCCUCUUCUCGCCUUUAAAUCCGCCACUGGCAAGGCGUAUUACUAUUUUCGUGCAGUAGUCAAAGUGAUCAAGAGAUGUCUGAAGACAGUAAUGCCACACGAUGGCGACAGAAGGCAGCCCCUCAACAAGUGUCACUGUAAGCGCUGCAUUGGGCGUCCUCCACACUCUCUCAUAUGAGCACAGAUGGAUUUGGUGUGUGUAAUGUUGGACCCACUGGUAAGACAAACACCCUUUUCCACAAAUAAAGACACUCACAUAAAGUUGCAUAUAUUCAAACCUCACGUGACAAAGGUGGGUUGAGCGCACAGAUCACAACAUAAACUCCAAAAAUGGCAUUAAAAUCGAAACCAUCUGUGCGUAAAUGACGCAUCACGCUCCGUGGCCUGGCUCUUUCUUUCAUAGAUGUUGGCAUAUAAAAUAAAUUUGGCUCACAAAACUGAAUAUCAUAAUAUUCGUAUGUAGGCUUAAAGUAAAUAACUCAUCUGAGCACUGAAACAAAUCAUCUGUUCAGCUGCAGCUGCAGCAGGAUGGAGAGAGGACACGGAGACAUGUCCAGGUCGAGCUGCACGAGAAAUAAGAGGAAGAGGAAGAAAGAAAAGGAGGGAGACGAAUUACAUAUCUUGUUAACCUUAUCAUGUGUGUUUAUUUACUAGAUAUUUAAUUUAAUUUAAUGCGGUUUCAGCUGUGUUGAUUCGGUCAGGUUGUGUGUCCAAACGCGUGUCAAACGCGCUCAUCAGAUCAGAUUUAGAUCAGAAUAUAUCUAUAUAGAUCUAAAUGUAUGUGCUGACUCAGAUUAAUAGUUGUUGUUGAUUAUUUAUUGCACUGAAAUGCGCCUGACACUGUGGAAACCUGCCUGUGAGGCAUCGGUGACGUAUGCUGAUACGCCGCCGGUCUACCAAAAUACUACUAGACCAGCUGCUUUCCACCUGCACUGAAAGCUGACCAGGUCUGAAUCGGCGAGCUUUCAGCGCACUUUACACGCCACUGGCGAGCACGAAAAUGUCACUGCGCCCGCUGAUUCUGUCGACACCUCCCCCUGCCACGCCACCAUGCCCAGCUUGGCGGAUCUCGGUUCGCCUCCAUGCACCUCAGUCCAUGAAAAUACCAAAAUGGCUGUACGCCGGGCUCCGCCAGACGAAAAUACAACUGCGCGGGGUCCGCCACCCUCCGCUGCCUUACCAGUGUACACGAAAAUAGAGCCCCUAGUCUUAUUUUGGUUCCUUACAUUACAAAAUUAUUUCACAAAAACCAAAAACUGCCAGGGUCAAAAUUAUUAGCCCCCUUAAGAAUUGAUGUUUUUAUUGAGCCAAAACAAAAAUCACUGUUGUGCAAUCAUGAGCUUUCACUUUCGAGUGCUCACAGCUUGUAAUCAAUCAAUCAAUUCAGUGAAAACAAAGGGUUGUCCUACACUUUACACACAGUAUAAAAACCUUGUUAAGGAUUUGAGCUGUCACUUGAGAAGGCAUCAUGGCAAAUACAAAAUAAUUCAGUUUAGACUUGAGAAAAAUAAUUGUUGAUGCUUACAAAGCAGGAACAGCACUUCGGAAAUUUUGGAAAAAAACUUCUAAUUUCAUAGGGGGGCUAAUAACUUUGGCCUCAACUGUAAAUACAUGUCGGUCAAUCAAUGUUAUACAGUAUGUUUAAAAAAACUGUACAUGAAAACAUCAUUGGCACUGCACACUACCAUCCCUGUCUUUGGCCAACAACAUGUAGUGUGUAUGUCUUUGGUUUAUUUUGGAUUGACUUACCUGCUGUUGAUGGGACACACCGCUGUGUCUUCUCGGACGCCCCUCAGGGACAGAAUCUCCACCUCCAGCAUAUUCACCAUCCGACAUAGCAUAUUGUAGGAGUGGUCCAUUAUUAUGCAUAUCUGGCCACACAAUGAAUGGUCCAGAUCGGCCUCUUGGCAGCAGACACACUCUGCCACGGUGGGCAUCACCUUGCACCUGCCACACCAACACCGGGUUGUGUUGCCAAGCCACUCCUUCCUAAAAACACCUGGCUCCACCGCAACCUUUUUCCUCUCUAACCUCACCCGCUCAGUUCCCCCAUUUUCUAGGCUUCAAGGCAUAAGCCAUGGGGUUGCUGCUGACUUUCACAGUCCUCUCAACCUCGUCCUCAUCCAUUUUCAUACAAAAUUUUCUAUUCUCUCUUGACGUCUUACUUGCGCGCUGUUCUAUAACUAACCCAGUGACAUAAGCAACAACAUCAUUUCAAGAUGGUGGCUGGCUAGGCAGAGAGCCUGCUAGAAACCAAGAAAAUAAACUUGCUAUAUCUACGGUUUUGCCAUUUUUCAAAAUCCGAUGUUAGGCAAGGUCAUUUAUUAAAAUAUAUCUGACCACUACUAGUGACAAAACAUGCGCGUUUUAUUUCCACUUUAAAUUACACCCUUGCAUAAACUUUAAUUGAACCCUUACACAAAAUUACAACUUGCUCGCAGAACAACCCAAUUGGAGCCUAUGCAUGAGUAAAGAGAAUCAUAACACACUGAUGCAGUGCAAUUUUUAAAACUGACCAGUGUGAUGAAGCUGUACAACAAAGCUGUAUGGAGGUAGUGAGUUUGUUUAUACUCUUGGCAGAUACGAGUUUCCAAAGUUUCAAAGACUAUAAAAAAAAAAAAGAAAAACAGUUAAAAGUAAAAGGUAGCCGGGCCAGAAUUGUGUGGUCACUUUUUUGCAUGUUAAAACCAUUUCAGCAUCUUUCUGCAAUAAAAAAUGUGUAACUUUGGCUCCUUAGAUGAUAAAAUGAAAUAUUGCUGACCUUGUGAGCAAUGAGCAUUAAAAUUCAUAUUAGAAUCUAAAACCACCUAGGAGUUAAAACCUCCUAGUGCUGAGUCCACUUUUUCUCUGGCUGCUUUGGCCCCCAGUAAAGAAUUUUCAGUCUUCUCUUCAUUCACUUUUGAAAAGUUUUGCUCAUCCAUAAAUCAAUGUCUGUAAGACAGGAUGGAGGAAAUCACUGCUUGGUUUCCUCAAAGGUGCCCAGGCUUAGCCCAGUGACAGGGCUGGGACAACUAUUUUGCAUCAUAAGGAACUGGUUUAGGCUGUUCAGGCAUCUGAUCGGGAUGCCUCUUGGACACCUUCUUGUGGAAGUUUUCCAGGAGCGUAAACUGUGCUGUGAUCCCAGGACAAACUGGGAGCUAGUUGGAAGAAUUAUGUACACCAUCUGGCCUUGGACCACCUAAGAAUCACCCCCAGGAGGAGCUGAAUCUGCUGCCCCAGCCUUUAAACUGUGGAUAAGUGAAGGAAAAUGAACUGAUCCAGCAAAUGUGGAUCCAAAAAAGAAGAAUUUGAGAUUAUUUACAUUUCUUUCUUUUUUGGGAUUUAAGAGUUCCUCCCUUAUCAUGAAAAUUGCAUUUUUACGAUAAAACAAUUUCAAUACCAUAUGAGUUCCUAGAGGCGUUAAACACUGUGAAAUCAACUUAACAUGAUCAUACAGUACUUUUAUAACAAGGCGAAGCACAUAAGCAUGAAAACAGCUCUCAGUGUAAACCACAGGCCUUCUUUUGGUUAAUGUAUUCCUCAAGUUAGAACAGUUUGGAGCAUUAACUCAUAAAAAUGUAAAAUUUACCACUUUUGAAUUAAAAUAAUUUCCACUGCACGAUGCAUCCUGAUCAAGUUCUUCAACUCAAAUGCAGGGUCAGUUGUACCUGGGAGUAAAUGACAUUGCUUGACACUGAAAUUGUCAUAAAUUAAUAAAAUAAUCCACUUAAGCACUAAGUGCAGACAGAUAUUGGGAGCACAAUAAAAUACUUAAUUCAUUUGCUUAACAGCUCCCAGCAAAGACAACCCUGUCAGAAAGAGCUUUGAUUUAUUAUUCCUGCUCUAAUGUCUGCUGUGAGUCAAGGUUAAUGUACUUUUUUUUGGCUCCCAUAGCAUGUCACAUGAUGGUUAAAUGACGAAUUAGGCAAGGUCGUGUUGUGAGCAGCGAUACACUCUACAAAGGGAAAGGGACCAUGGGCUUCAGGGUUGUAGUUUGCAAGUCUCUAAUAAAGCCAAUUAAAAACAACAAUAUUUUCCUGAAAUGUUUACAAAAAGCUGAAUCAUGUCUGUGGCAAAAGUUUGUACUUUGUACAUUUGGAAAUAGGUGUAAAGAAAGCGUUUAGGUUUGAAAUAAAAACAGAUCGAGAUCUCAUUAGGGAGGGUCUUUAUUAUCUGGGUCAAUCAAAGGAUUUGAUUUGACACCCAGUAUAAGUUCAUGAUUUUUUUUUAAACAAAAUAACUCUUCUACAACUUCUAAAACUACUUUCUAUUUGGUAAGCUCCACUUCAAAGCUACCUUCUCCAGGACGUCAUUAGCCAUAGCUAUUCAAUGAUUUAUCUUAUUUCAAAGCCCAAUUAUAUCCAAAACCUUGAGACUCAAGUCAGUGUAUAAAUCUUUCUUUUAAACUAAUACAAAUGUUGGCUAGUUUGCCUAAUUGCUUUUUUUGUGGAGAUUUCUGUGAGGACUGAUAUGACCCUCAUUAUUGUCUGCCUCUAAAACUUUCGGUGGUUGUCGUUUAGUUUAGUAGAAAAUGGAUCCAGAAAAGAAAGCUCACCUGUUUGUGAGCUGAUAGUUUGACACAAAUGCAAACACUUCAACUUUUUAGGAAAAAAUCUUCACUUUGAUCUCUUUUUAUUCCAGGUGGACCUUUUGCUUCGGCAGACCCUCAACCCCAUCAGUCUCCCCUCUCUGUCAGCAAUUGUGAUUUUAAAUGAUACUGUUUUAUGGACCGGGAACUUUGGGAAGAGGAACAUCAGUGACCCACUCUCAGGAGCCCCAAAUGAGUACACAAUCUACAGGUGAGUGACCCGCUGAAGACCUGCAGUACAAAUCAAUCUAUUUUAACCUUUAUUAUUAUGUCUGGUUAAAGCUUCAGGACUCUCCGGUUAGAUUUUGGGAAAUUUUUCAUGCUUCGUCAGUCGUCUUUUCAACCAUAAAUAUAGAUGGGAUGGUGACAUUUUGAGCUGAUACUCUUAAAUGAUAAAUAACUGCUAGAUUUAGUACAGCUCCAGGAAAUACCACAAACUAAAGUCUGAAGUUGUGGGAUCAUUGUAUGUAGUUUCUGAGGUGUUGAUCAGUCUAACUUUGGUAUCUCCAGCGGUAAAAAUACUGUCUUGACAUAGAUCAGACCAUAACUCUUCAUUUGUAGAAGCCCCCAAACCAGAUUCCCAUCUUUAUCUUGACUGGUGCAUUGUUUGUUUUGGGUAUUGCUCAAUUAUAAGUACACCCCACCAUAAGAACUAUGAAGGACCUCUCAAACCUUUGUCAGCUGAACUUGUGUUGGUCUUCCCCCCCAGUGUUUCUUCCAAGAAAGCUCCAGAAGCUGUAAAUAAUUGAAGAAACUUUUGUUUUGUUUUCUGGUCAAAGUAUCAUUGGUAGGAGUUUGGUCUUCCAUGAGGGUGUUAAAAAGAAAGGUUGCUCGUCACAUCAAUUCUUUAAUAGAUCUUACGGUUAGGGCUGGGACAAUUUGUCGACGUAUUCAACUACAAAAAUUCGUCAACGCUAAAAACAUGCGUUGACUUGUCGCAUAGUGACAUAGACAAUGGCUACUUAAUGUAAUGGUGGAAGGAUGGACGGCAAACGAGCUCCAAGUAAUGGGGUCGAUUUAAAACCUACUUUAGCAUGAUCUAUGAGCAGCUCCUCUCAAUCAAUGCAUGUGUUUUUCCUGCCUUCCUUGUUUACAUUUCCAAGAUCGUGCUGCUUUCAUUCAAGGAGACAUGCAGUGACCUGUCAAUCAUAUAACACACAGCUGGUGCAGCAAAUGCCACAGUAAACGCUGCAUCAUACGCCCUGCAUCCCAUAUCCAAAUAUAUAUAUCAUUCACUUUAUCUCGGAGUUAAAGCAUCAGUUUUGUGCUUUUAUUUGUCCUAUAAGUCGCUAACUAAUCAGCUGUGUGAUCACAGACGAUAGCUCGCUAAUGCUAAUACUCGGUGCACACGAGCUCUGCUGCACAUAUGUAUACUGAUACACGAGUCCGAGGUAGAUCCACUUAAGAAAAAAAAUCAUUUUUAAGGUGUGGUGGCUUUUAUUUAACCAUGGCAGUGCACUACGAUUGCAUUAAGGGGAAACCCUAUUAUCUAGCGUCAUGUCUUACUCAGCAAUGUAAACAAACACUGUUGCCAGCAUAAUGCCGUCCGUAACCCACAAUGCAUUGCGAUUUAAUGUGCCUUUUCAAGCCCUAUUAUUUUUAUCAUUAUCAUAAUUAUUUUAUUUUAUUAAUACAGCUAUCGUUGUUACAUAAUGCAUUUUGAAAAUAUGUAAUAAUAAAUGGAAUAAUUUCAAGCCUUAUAAUACCCAGCCAUGCAUUUCACUUGUGCAACACUGUGAUAUAUUGCAAUGUCAUGGCUGGUUAUCCAAAAACAGCAUACUGCGGUUCACAGUGUGUCGUCCAGCACUAAGUGCAAGCUUUUGGCUGAGUGUUACUAACAGUUGACUUUAGAUAAGCUAAACAGCAUGUUAAGUGCUUUGUGAAUGUAAAAAAGCAUUGAUAAAAAUGCACUUUUAUUUUGUUUUGUUUGAUUUUAAGAGAUUCUUGAAUAAAUUGUUGAAUUGCAUACUAAUUGGACAAGUUUUUAAUAUUCAUUUAGGUUAAAUUCAUUGUUAUUUUAAUCGGUUAAUAGAAAAAUAAUCGUUGGAAUAAUUGAUAAAUUAGUCGACAGAUUAGUAGACUAAUCAAAAAAAUAAUCCUUAGAUUAAUCAAUAAAAAAAUAAUUGUUAGGUGCAGCCCUACUUACGACAUGUUCUCACUAAAUGGACGGUCAAACGAACUCUGCUUCAGGUUUUUCAUCUUUUAUUUAGCAGAUUGACACAUUAAAUCACCCAGAAGUGAAACUAGAGGACAAACAAGCCUGCUUUGCCAGUAAAUGGUUUUAUUGGAGUGUUAGUCCCAGUCGGUCAAAUUGCAGCUUUCACAAACAGCUGAUAUAAAACCGAGCAUUUUUGGCUACGCAAAUCACAGACAAAAGUACCAAAGACUGAAUAACAAUAACAAGUCUAUUCCAACCAUACUCCAACCAGAACCACAGUUUGAGUUUCAUCCCUGAAUGACGUGGCUUUGCUGAAACUUUGAGGAGUUGAGACAUUUUAUCCAUGUUUUCCAGACAGCUCAGACAUCUGUUGGCAUGGAGACGUAUUAGCAGGCUUCAAUAUAGCUGUUUAGGAAACACACCUCUGGGUGUUAUUAGAGGCAUAUAACCUACCUGGAUGGAUGGUUCGGAUUAAAGGAUGGAUUCAGGGGGUUGUUGCCUGUUUUGCUCCUUCACUAAAUCCCACAGCGCAAAGAUCUUUUCUCUUUACUUCUGAGGAGAGACAGACCUUAUAUAGACAAGUUUUCUCCAGGCAUGAAGAUUUAUAUAAAAAAUGUUUUGGCAAAAUCAUAAUUAACGACCUAAGGUGGAGGUGGAUGGUCUUACCUAACAGUAUCUCUUUCACUCAUCGUGUAUCUGCUCAAUGAAACAUGAAGCUCACUGGUUUCUAAGCCGCAGAGGCAGAAAUGUUUUAAUCAGAGGACGAGCUUCAUUGCAUCAUCCUUGGUCAUUGUUAUGGGGACAUAGGCUGUAGAAAUGAAUAUUACUAGUCGAUGUACAUCAGCACCGGAGCUCCUGACUUUGAUUAGUAUGUAAUUGAUGUUGCAGCACGAUGGGGCUCAUGUUUCCCCGACAAACUGCCUGAAAAAGGCAAAAGUAACAGCUGGGAGUGUGUUACAGAGGCCAGAGUCUCCACGGAAACAGACAGCUAAAAAUCAAAAACAGCAGGAGUUAAAGUCGAUUUUAGAUUUACCACCGGAAACUUUGACAGAAAAUUAAACCUCAGCUUAGUAUGAUUUAUACCUCUCCAAAAUAAAAACACAGGAAUCUCUCUUCCUCCUCCUUCUCCUCCUCUGUGUGUCAAUCCAAAACAUGUAAUGGAAACAUGGUGUUAAAAGCUUUGCCUGGAGGGCAUCCAUUAGGGAAAAGUGAGAAACCUAUAAUUACAGCUCAAGUCCAAAUCAAAAGCACAAAUACACAGAAAAACAAAAAUACUUUUGGUCGAGUCACCAAACCUGUAGUCAGAGCAGUGUUAAUUUUGACAGCAAAUUUAGAUUUAGCUUUUGUGUUUAGACUGAAAAACCUUUAAGUUUUAGUUCACAUUUUAGUUAUUUUUGCCCUUUGUAGUUUUAGUCGACAAAGUCUUUAGAGUGAGUCAACUAACCAAUCAGAAAUAGGAAUCAAGGUUAUAAAAGUUGCUUGAAUUUGUCAGGCACUCUGAGCUGCAUCCUCUUCUUUAGUUUAGAGUUUAAAAAAUUGACCAAACAUACUCUCUAAUGUUUCCACAAACUAGCAUAAAACAAUAAAGCAAGGGUCAAGUCAGUCUGAGUUGUGUCAAAGUCUGUAUUCGCUGAGGAUUAUCCUGACUGUAUGAACCUGGGCUGAGGAUAUGGGACCUUUUAGAUGUGAAGAAACACAUUUCAUUCAUAACAUCACAGAUUGCCUUAUCCUGUCAACAUGAGCAUGUUUGAAAUAUUAGAUUAUCAUCAAAGUUAAAACACUGUAAGUCAUGUGUAAAUAUGCACUUUGGUUUCCUUGAUGGGAGAAGCACUCAUAUAUUCAGCUGUGAUUGGAUCUCUGCAGGUGUCUAAACCCUAAAACCCCUGAAACUUGUGAUCAAUCAGACUCUGAGAGUUACUUUUUAGGGGGCUUUUAUGGGUUUAUUCAGAGUGGAAAGAAUGAUGGGCCGACUAGAGAACUGGAGGAAGAUGGGCCACAGGCCAGAAUCAAUCCAAUCCACCAGUGAACCACAGCUUUUUUACAUACAUAAUCUCGACUUCCAGGCUUUACUAGCAUUUUGAUUAAACAGACUUUGAACUAACCGUAUGUGACUUUUCACCUCUCAGGGGGAAGCAGUGGUUUUCCUUCAAAAUAACCAGUUGUUUUUGAUAUUAAAGCAAAUUAUAUUUCCAAAAAAUGGUGCAUCAGGGUCAUCCAUCUGACCCAGAUGAAGGCCACAAGCCAAAACAUGGCAGACUAAUAAAGUUGUUUUCUGAACUACAAGUGUUGCUGGAGCUCUUUUGAGCUUCUCACAACCCUAGGUUAGCCUCUGUAAGAUUAUCUAUUUCCAAUUUUCCAAACAUGUAAGGUCUCACACACUUGGCAGCACCUUGUUGCCUAGUCUGGGUACUUCUUUGGACACUGUGCAGUACUUUAAGUCUCAAGAGGUAGAGAGAAACCUCGGCAUCACCUCUUGAAAGUUUUAGAGAGUAAAGACUGUUCAAACUUUGGAGAGGUGAAACUGUUCGAAAUUGACUCUGGAAAGUUAAAAAUACCUGUCUUUUAAUCCCCGAGUGCAGAUACUUCAGUCUCAUAAAAAUGUCCAUCAUUUGACCCUCUGCUUGAAAAAAUACCCACUUCACCAAGUCCUCUUUUCACCAAGUCCACUUGCCGUUAAUAACUUAUUGCAGUCUUAAAAUUCACGACGAGAAAACCUUCAUUACACAAUUAGAGGCUUUUUUUCUCAGAGCGUGGAAAGCUUACGUAAUGCACAAUGCGGACUGUUACUUUUAGGCAUGUGUCAUUCAAGAGUAAAACUGUUGGAAUGACCCUUUAAAUUGCUCUCAAUUACCUGCACUAAUGAUAAGUGAGCUGUCCUUUAUGUGAACUCUUAAAAUCAAACACAAAUUACCUUUGCUUCCUCAUUAACCUGCUCCUAUUCUCGAAUCUGUCAGGGAAAUGCCGUCUGACAGAAUAAAUCUCCAAACACACAUAUUGAGCAGCAUGCAGCUCAAAUCAAUCCGAGCACAACUGUUACUCGCAUAUGGCUCGUCUGCAGCUCAGAUAGAUUUGUGAGAUCGUGACUUUUAGAAGAAGACUGCACACAAAGGCUUAUUGAGUUCCCGCAGAUGUGUGUCGUUUGCUCUGAGUCAUGCACAGCAGCCCUUCUGAGGCAUUUGCUGCACAACUUCACCGCCAGUGAUGAUAAUGAUCAUUUUUCAUUCAGCCUGAAAUUUAGUUCACAGUCAGUGUAACAUGCACACAAUGAAACACCCACAAUGAUCAGACAUGUUCAAAAUUGGGUUUGAACCACCAGUGAGUGCUGUAAAUUAGUUCAUGGUUUCCCUUUUUAGCUUUUAGUCUGAGAUGAACAAGCAAACUAUGGUGAAAAUUUACUUGUUUUCAGAGUCAAAUCUGUGUUUCAAAAGAUAGAAGAUGGUAAAUUUGAGAAAGUUUAAGGAGAAACAAAGAAGGUCUUUUUUUCUUUUUUUGUCUCCCAGGAUCGCCAGCCUGUCGAAAAUCUUCCCGACUCUGAUGCUCUACAAACUCUGGGAGGAUGGGAAGAUCGGCUCCCUGGAUGACCCACUGGAAAAAUAUGUUGAAAACUUCACCAUCAAGAACCCUCUGGGGAAGACGAGGGACUCCGAGCUCAAGUAUGUCACAGAUGGUUUAAUAUUUCUUGACAGCGGGGAGGUUCAGAUCCGGUCCUCAUCAGUCACCCUGCGCAGGAUGGCCAGCCAGCUCUCAGGUACACGGAAGGAUUACAACCUGCAACUUUUUAAUUCAAACGCCAUGAUGGGAUACGAGGAUUUAAGAUCUAAUCUGAUACAGUUUCCCUUAGGUCAUAAAUCUGCAGAGCAUCUGAGGAUGUUUGCUUUGUCUGAAAAAAAAAAAAUUCAUUAGACAAACUUAAAAAGUAGGGCAGCAUUUACAGACUGAAGCCAUUUUUUUAGGUUAAGUCUAUUCUUGUGAAGAUAGAUAAGGACACAUCAGAUAUAAUCUGCCAUAUGAAAUAUUUAGAAGAUUUAUGCUAGGAUCUGCAUUUUUAUUUUGAUUUAAUGUAUUGAUUAGUUCGGUGACAUAGAAAUGUAUCCACAAAUAUUUUAGUAAUUGUCACCAGGGCUGUUGGACAAGAAGGGAAGGGGUUUGAAGUGUACAAGCCUAAAAAUAUGAAGUAAUGAAAGGCCGUUGAAGCAGGUAGGAGGUGAUUGUGUUUAAGGGAGGCUUAAGGCUGUGUCUGUGUUUGAUCCAGUCCAGGGGAGAGACAAGAGUGGCAGCUUUUAUAGUGGCUCAGACAUCAGGACCCAUUGAUCCCCAUCCCCAUGAGGCCAAAUGGACCGUCACACCUACUGGUUUGACUGAAGCAAGAGGGCUUUUACAAGAGUCACUAAAAGGGCUGUUUACCAAGUUUCUCCAAAAGUCAUUCAUAGUGCCUGUCCUAGGAAAGUCGUAGGAGAAUCAAAAAAGAAUAAUAAGAGUUGUGGGAGGGCAAUGGAGGGUGAAGAGAGCUGAAACACAGUUAAGAAAAGUCUGGAAACAGCUGAUUGAGAGUCAAAGAAGACCGAAGGGGGAGUCAAGAAGAGUGUAGGCAGGCCAAAAGAGAGCUGGAAGGGAGUCAAGAGAAUUGAAGGAAAGUGAAGAAGAGUUGAAAGGGCAAGAAAAGAAGAGUGAAGAAAAGAAAAGGACGGUCAAGGAGAGUGUAGGAGAGUCAGGAAGAAUUGAAGGAAAGCUAGAACAGUAAAGAAAAGCAUAGGAAGGUCAGGAAGAGAGUAGAAGAGUUGGAGAAAAUCCAAGAAGCUGCUAAGAGUUAAAUUAGCUGAAAAGAAGUGUUAAAGGAAUGUCUAGAAGUAUGUAGGAUAGCUGAGAAGAGUUUAAAGUGAGCGAGAAGAGCGUAAGAAAGCAAAUGAAGGUCAAAAAGAGCUGGAAGAGUGUAGUAGAAUUGAAGAAAAUCCAAGAAGCAUUUAAGAGAGCUAAAAAAGAGUGAAAGGAAUGUCUUGAAGAAUGAAGGAGAGUUAAGGGUGAGCAGAAGAAAGUCAAGAAGAGUGUUUGAAAGUUGUUGGAGAGCCAAAACCAAGUUGUAGAGGUGAAGUACAGUCAAAAACAGAGCACGAGUUUCAAAGCAGAGUCAAGUAGAGCAAAGGAGGGUUCAAGGAGCAUGUAGGAGAGUAAAAAGAGUGAAGAAGAGUCAAAAGACAGUUCAACAAGAUUUGUCCGACGGUUGAAAGAGAAUACAGGAGAAACAAAGGAAAAUUUGGGGGAGUUGAGGAAAAGUCAAGAAGCGUUUGAGGAGCAUGUAAGAGAGUUGACAGACAGCUUAAAGACAGUUGUAGCAGAGUCACCAGAGGGUCCAAGGAGAAUCAAAGAGAAUCAGAAGGGAGGAAGAGGAGAGGGGAGGAGGAGUCGAUGGUGAAGAGAGUAAAAACAGAGUCUUAAGAGAAAAAAGAGGAAAAGCAUUAGAUUUUGGGAGAGUUUGAGGGACAUCAAAGGAGCCUUUAGGGGAGUUGGAGGAGAGUCAUGAGAGAUGUGAGAGCGUUUCAAUGCCAUUCAACUUAAUGAGCGUUUUGGAGGACUUACAAUAACAAUGUUGCCAAAGAAUUCACAUAAUUACAAAUAAAAGAAGAGUGGAUGGGGAGUCAGAGAAUUGUCACCAAGAAUAACUGAAGGAGAGUUGGAGAGUUAAAGUGAUGUUGAGGGGAGAUGUUUUUGUUUUCGUUGGUGAUCUGUUUUCUCUGACAUCAAGGUAGUGUGUUUCAAAGCUCUGAGGCUUUAAAGGCAUAAUUCCUCACCUCAGGAAAUUGUAAUUUUGUGCUAAGAUGGAAAAAUACAUUGAUAAAAUGAACCACUGCUUGUGAAGGGUAAACAAGAUAUCAACCAUAAUGCCUGCCAUCACAAUCCAUUACUCUGGGUAACCAAUGAGAUCUGGUAAUCCUGCAAAAAGAUGAAAAGUUAAUCUCCUGGUUUGUAUCGAGAGAUUGAAAUGGAUAUGUGCAUUAAAGAUUUAUCAUCUGAGUUCAUCUCAAAUAAAAAUCCUGCCUGAGUUACAUUUGAAUAUUGAUGAAGCAAAAGAGUUGGUCAUGCAGAAACAAGCACCUGUUUAUUUGAUGAAGCUUUUCAUUUCUUUUUUUCUUGAGGAAUUAAUAGAAGAGAUGAGAGAGAUGCCUGAGGCGAGACAAUUCAUUAAUCUUAAAUUUCUCUCCCCGUCAUCAGCGAGCUGGAGGCUGAUCAGGAAAAUCAUAAUCAAGAGAGUCAGAACAUGUCUCGCGCUGAUUGAAAGAAAUGCAAAUCCUGGGACUGAAACUUAAUGUUUAUGCAGUUUGUCUUUGGCAAGAAAAAUAAACGUCUCUUACAUUAACACUGUGUGCAUAUAAUGUGUCUGUAGUGGUUUUUGUUGCAUUUGUAGUUGGAGUCUUAAUGCCACUCUGUGUUUCUGUGGCCUGACUCAGGUUUACCCAGGAGACUGAGAGCCACCAAUCUGCUGUGGAAAGGAAAAACACAAACUGCAAUCAAUCUGCUGCAGGAUGACGUCCUCGUGGCUGACCCAGGCACCAAGUAAGACUAACUAUGUUUCUUCAUUAUUUAAACCCCCACCCUUUGAUGUCUAUAUUGAUGCCUUUUUAUGAUAGCCGAAAGUAAACAGGAUCAGCAACAUGAAAGAUGAUCUAUAUAUUGACUGAAAUCUGUGUGAAUCAGAUGGAAUCAGCUAAGCAGCUUCCACAUAAAAUAUUCACAACAAACAACAUUUGACUGUCAAAAGUUAUUAGGGUGAAGUUCUCUAGCCAGAAGACACUAAUAUUGCAUGUAGAGGACAAAACAAGCAAAGACUGGUUUGUUCACAAGAGGCACCAACAAAAAUUCGUCAGUCAUAGCACAGGGGUACGGAUAUUAUUCUGUGAUCAUAAACUGACUGUGAUGAAAAACAGACCCAUUCAUGAAAUUUUGUUGAGAAUUUUACAGAAAGGCAUAGCGCAUGUUUACCUAGGUACAUGCCCUUGUAAAAAGUGUCUGGUGACGUCCCUGGCAUAGAGUGGUAUUCACCAUUCCUUUAAACACGGGGGAGAAGGUUAAUGCACCUAACUCCAAAACUACAUUUUUUUUCUGCAAAAUAGAGCUGCAGCACGUUUUCUCCAAACUUUGGGGUUAACGAAAAUGGAUUAAGACACUCUCUCCUCACUUUUCCUCCAGAUGUCACUACAGUAACUUGGCCUUCUCUCUGCUGGCUCACGUGAUGGCUGAGCGAAUCGCCUCUGUCGACUACCAGCGGUGGAUCACAGACAACAUCCUGGACCGGCUGGGCAUGGAGGACACCAGCUUUGACAUCACUCCAGGGCUGCAGACCCAGAUGGCUGUGGGAGUUUACUCUAAUGGGAAACCAGCCCCACUUUAUGACCUGGGCUGGUACCGGCCUUCAGGUCAGAUGUACUCCACGGCAGCUGACCUCGCCAAGCUUGCUAUGAUGCUUCUGGGCGCCUACCAUCGCAAGCUGCUGGAGCCAGACUCUUUGAAGAUUAUGCUCAUGCCAGUCUUCAAGUGUGAUAAGGAUUACUUUGCAAACCGUACUGGGACACCGUGGGAGGUGAAUGAGCUGCUGGGGUAUGAAAUGGUGCGCAAAGAUGGUGAUCUAGAUGGAUACUCUGCUACGUUCUCCCUCGUACCGAGACUGAAGCUCGGCCUGGUGGUGCUAAUGGCUGGUAGCCGAUCCCAAAACCAGGAUGUGAUCACCAAAGCCUACAGCUACAUCAUCCCAGCUAUAGAGAAGGCCUUCAGGGAGGCUAAAAAGGUCCUCUCUCCACCUCCAAACCCUGAGCCCUACGUUGGCUUUUACACCUACAGCAACAUCACCUUCUAUGAGAUUAAAGCUGGGCAGGACGGAGUCCUGAUCAUGCAGCAGUUUGGGCCUCAAAUCGAGGAGCUGAUCCCCGAAAAGUUCAGGACAAUAAAGCUCAACUUCCUAGUGGAGCGAGUGUUCAGAGUCGUGUUUGAAAAGGAAUACCCGUGUGUUUUGAGAGUUGGCACAGCAUCAGUAUCUCUAGAGGCGCAAGAUGGACAACUAUUUAACUUCUACACAUUUAAUAAGCGAGGUUUGUCCCCUGGAUUUGACGCACCAGGACUGAACACAUACAAUGUUGUCAGAAUUGCCCGCAAGCCAACUUUCUCAAGCUGA